AGGCCAUUAGUUCGGAAAGUCUUCCUGAUCUUUCUGUAUCUCACUAAAGCUAAAGCUCUGGGCUGCAGCAGGCUACGACAAACGAACAGUUCAUCGAAGGAGCACCGAACAGCUGCACUUCCUAGUCCUGCGACACAACGGACGAACAGUCCAUCAGAGGAACACCGAACAGCUGCACCUCCUUGUUGUGAUGAAAAAGUUCAUAUGGAGACUCUUAUCCUGAAGCAGCGCCCGCACCCGCAAAAUAUAAUAUAA
Rhizophagus irregularis DAOM 181602=DAOM 197198 is the source of this 255-nucleotide messenger RNA. NCBI's taxonomy places the organism in Eukaryota, Fungi, Glomeromycota, Glomeromycetes, Glomerales, Glomeraceae. The record is from RefSeq and is a predicted model, not a curated record.